Messenger RNA from Laccaria bicolor S238N-H82, 1053 nucleotides. RefSeq lists its product as uncharacterized. Bases 1 to 1053 code for a protein of 350 amino acids. The record is from RefSeq and is a predicted model, not a curated record. The transcript is spliced from 3 exons. Lineage: Eukaryota; Fungi; Basidiomycota; Agaricomycetes; Agaricales; Hydnangiaceae.
AUGCCAGGUCUCGCAACCCCCGCCGCCGCUAACAACCCCACCCGCUCAAAACUGACAACAACCGCACAUGCAACGAAAACAACCAGCAAACGACGAUCAAGGCCCAACAAACGACCACGACCCCCUAGCAACGACAACCCCAAUCAACGGAAACCACGACCGGCAAACGACGACCAGCGCCCAGGACGCCCACGAAAAUCGACGAGCAGUGCACGCCACGGCCCUCAAACCAUGAACGACCCCACGAGCCAGCUGGGCCACGUCGCAGUCGGCGACGUGGCAACUACACGACACAGACGGACGACGACGACGUCGUCGUCAGUAUAUAUUGGGUAUGCCGUCGACCGCCCACUGGCGAUUGACGGACAGCACCCCCCACAUCACCAUGCCACCCCUCCCCAAAGGAAGGGGCAUCCCGCCCACCCCAAUCAACGGCGUGACGACGGCGUCGAAAGACGUAUGACGACGACGUCGACAAGGGCGUACAAACGACGGACGACCACGAGAGCGAACAGACGACGGACGACGAGGGCGUACAGACGACGACGAGAGCGAACCGACGACGACGAGGGCGUACAAACGACGGACGACGACGAGGAGGAGGGCGUACAAACGACUGACGACGACGACGACGACGAGGGACUACAAACGACGCACGGCGACGACGAAGACGCGAUGAGCGCCCACCACCCACACACGGCGACGAGGCUCAAUACCCCACCCCCACCUUCACCCCCCCUCUCUCUCACUGCCCACCAACCCCUUACCCCUCCUUCACUAACCACUUCCUCCCCUUUACUGCCCAUCACCCCCUCACCCUCUACCUCACUGCCCACCACCCUCCCCCUCUCCUUCACUGCCCACCACCACCCCUCUCCUUCACUGCCCACCACCCCUCUCCCCUUCCCUCAUUGCCCACCACCCCUCUCCCCUCCCUCAUUGCCCACCACCCCUCUCCCCUCUCCCUCAUUGCCCACCACCCCCACCCCUUUUCCUCACUGCCUACCACCUCCCUCCCUCCCUCAGUCUCCCUUCCCUUUAUUUAAUAUUUGA